Anopheles gambiae (African malaria mosquito) is the source of this 5317-nucleotide messenger RNA. Its product is annotated as DE-cadherin. The record is from RefSeq and is a predicted model, not a curated record. Gene Ontology annotation, cellular component: plasma membrane; catenin complex. The coding region runs from base 1028 to 4171 and encodes 1047 amino acids. Lineage: Eukaryota; Metazoa; Arthropoda; Insecta; Diptera; Culicidae. Gene Ontology annotation, biological process: homophilic cell-cell adhesion. The transcript is spliced from 2 exons. Gene Ontology annotation, molecular function: calcium ion binding; cadherin binding.
AAUAGUCGUUAUUGUUUCACCGAAUACAUGAACCUAUAUCUUUUUGAUGCCCCAUUUUGACCGAUGUCCACGGGAGUUUCGAAAAACUCGAGGAUUAAGUUGAUCAGCAAUUCCAUUUCAGGUCACUUUAUUUAAAUCAUUUAUCAACAUUUUUUUAUGAUAAUUAGUGUGUUAUAGUUGUCUUUCAUCCCUAAAUUUUCUUUAAAUGAAAAAUGUUACAACUCAACUCAACUCAAAUGUUUAUUCAUCUUUUUAGUUCGAAUUGUCUUAUCGGUUUUCGACUUUACGAUUUCUAAGAAACAGAUAAUCUACUUUCAAGCUGGUUUGAUAAGCGAAACUGAUUAGUUACAAUGAAUUAUCGUUGAACAGAGCAAAGCACCCUACUUCGAACUGAUAGCGUUGAAAGUAUAUAGCUUGCACUCAAUGUACAAAUUUAAACAGUGAGUUGCGUGUACAGGUGUCCCCCGAGUUAGGACUGUAUUUGGUACUGAAAAAAUGUCUCAAAGCAAGGCGUAAGUCGAAAUAGUCGUAUGUCGAAUAUCUGUGAAUAUAAAGUUUAUAACCAAAAUUGAAGAGUCGGAAUCUGUGAAAACGUGUAUUUUAUUUGAAAUAAGAUACGAUAAUGUGUAAACGACUUUUGGGUAAAAAUUAAUACGAUAUAGAUAUUUAAGGCCAGGGAGUUGUGGAAUCUGUGGAAAUGUGUUUGUAACGGUUAUCAGCACAGAAAUUCAAAAAAUAUAUCCAUUUCAUUUCAAGGAAAACUUUAAACUGACAAAAUCAAAAUCGUCGUAUCUGCGAAUCGUCGUAAUUCGAGGGGGUCGUAACUCGAGGGACGCCUGUACUUGUCAUAACAUACCUUCAAAAGAGUAACAAUUCUAACAAAACAAAUCUAUUUAAUAAGUGAAAAGUUUCGAACCUAGCAAUUAUGUGAUGUAGUAAACAUGUAGUAUGUGAAAUAUGUAAAAUUUACCAUUGCGGCAAAAACUACUCCCACUUCUCAUCUGUGUUAAAUGAAUAAGCUGACAAAAUGGCGAGACAAAUAGGGUUCGUCCUAUUGCUGAUUUCAUCAAACUGGAUUCAUUGCCACUGUCUUGCUGCAGCAGAUUUCAAUGCACCUGUAAAUCAUAAACCAAGCUUUCACAAUUGUGGAGAAUACAAGCCGACAUUGAAAGAAGAACAAGAACCUGGGACAUCUGUACUCCGCGUGGCCGCUACUGAUCCAGACCAAUCUCAAACGAUAAAGUACAGCAUUUUAAAUGAAAUGAGAGAAGAACGGGUUUUCGCCAUCGAUGAAGAUACGGGUGAGAUCUUUUCGGCAUACAUCUUCGAUCGAGAUCCUCCGUAUCGGGAUACCGAGUUUUACAUCACAGUACGAGCGACCGAUAACGGUCAGCCCAGUCUGGAUGAUGUGUGCACGAUCAAAGUGACGAUUCUAGAUAUCAAUGACAACCCGCCAGUGUUUGAUAAAGACUUUUAUGAAGCGUUUGUCUCCAUGAAUACGACACUUCGCCAGCAAGUGACCAUCAUCACUGCAAAGGAUAUCGACGAGCAAACAAAUAACGUUGUUAAUUUCGAAAUUGUAGAGGAAUAUAAAGAUAGCAGUUAUUUCGAGAUUGACCAACAUACUGGCGUACUCACACUGGCUAAGCGCAUCGAUCGCAACCCAGGAGAGUAUUAUGCGCUUCGUGUUCGCGCUUACAACCAAGGAUAUAUAGAAAACGAAUCAGAAAACCCAGAAGUUGAUGUGAAAGUACACAUAAUUGACGAUGACAAACGCUUACCAUAUUUCACCAAAGUGCCAGAAGUUCCUGUCAUAUUACACGAAAAUUUCACUGCAUUUGAUCAGAUAUUGGCAGUGUUUGAAGCGAAUUCAAAUACAAACAACGAUAGCAACGUUAUUUUUGAGAUAGUUAGAGGUAAAUUUGAACAAACUAAUUCCUUACACACAUUUUUGUUGGAGCAGAUUAAUCAUACAGCCCACAUUAAGCUGGCAAGAGCUCUCGAUUAUGAAAGGAUCACCGAAUACACCAUCACGGUGAGAGCUACGAACAGGCACGAUCUAGCGACGGAGGCUGUGGUAAAGAUCAUGAUCCUGGACGUAAAUGAUAAUGUUCCGCUGAUCGUUGAAGCUGUAUCAUAUCUGGAGCAUGAACUCAUCGACAAUACACCGGUAAUCCAAAUACACGCGUACGAUUUGGAUGGUACGUCGGCUAACAAUAUAAUUUCGUAUAGCAUCGCAGAAAGUAAUCAGCUGCAUUUUACAAUUGAUUCCCACACCGGAACAGUAACGAAACAAAAUAGGCUCAAUGAUGACGAAAAGGACAUUUAUUUUAUUAAAAUAUUGGCCAAAGACAACGCGCCAUCCGCCUUAUUUCGAAAUAAUAAACCAAACAUGAGCUCUCACACGUUAAUAGUUAAAAUAAUCAACAGAGAUCUUAACAUUAUUCCCCAGAAUGCAAUCACUAAUAUUCACGGACAAGAACAGCGGACCAGUAAUGGCAUAUCUUUUCAAAAUGCUUUAAGGAUUUCAAAAAGUUAUGAGGAGAGGGAUGUUUUCAACGAUAGGUUCAUUAUGGUUCACAAUUAUGAAGGCACGCUUACAGAUAAACUGAUAGGAAGUGUGUAUUUCGAUUAUGAUAUUGAAGAUAAUUCAAAUAAAUUGUUCCUUUGGGAUGAGAGGGCCAGUACAGGAACCAGGAAACACUUCAAGCUCAAUUCCAAGAGCGGUAUGAUUAUGAUGCUAAAAGGCACACCCGAAGGAAUAUACAAUCUAGAAUUUACAGUGAUUGAAGAAUCAUCCGAUUUUUCACGACACAAAGUAUCUGCUCGUGUAACGGUGACAGUGAAGAACAUCUCGACAAAAACAGUCAACCAGAGUGGAUCGAUUCGCUUCUACAAUGUAACGGCUGAGAAAUUCAUAUCUCAGACACUGAGUGAGCUCAACACACCCAUGUAUCGACUUCAGGAAAGCAUUGCAAGCAUUCUGGAUACCAACCCAGAUAAGGUGGACAUAUUCACGAUCAACAAUCGUAAGCUUACCCGGGGUGCAUUCUUGGACGUGUUCUUUGCAGUAGAUGAUACUAUUUACACAUCGUCAGAGGUCUUAAAUGCAGUGUUAAGUUUGCAUCUACGCAAAUUGGAGGAAGACGUCGGGUAUCGGAUUGUGUCGGUUGGCAUAGAUGAAUGCAUUGCAAAGGGUCAUAUGUGUAAGCAGGCAUGUAAGAAUAGGGUCCAUAGAUCACAAAAGCCAAUCGUAGUACACACCAACACUAGCUCGUUUGUGGGAAUGACCACAUUGGUGCAAGCACAAUGCAUCCCACAGAUAGAAUCUUCGUUGGUAGCAUGCUUGAAUGGUGGCACUUUCCAGAAUGGUAAAUGUAAUUGUCCCAUGGGGUUCGAAGGUCCCCAAUGUGAGAAAUUGGACAUCUGUUUUGAUGGAAGUGGGUAUGCCAUCUAUCCAUUGAUCAACAGUGGCAACGUUAACAACAUCAGCAUUGGGUUAUUGCCCCGACAAAAAGACGGGUUGGUAUUCUACAUGGGUCCUCUGAAGUAUGAUCCAUCUUUGAAGACGCCACCUUUUCUGGCAUUGGAAAUCAACGAUGGUAUGUUGGUCUUACUAUUGGACUAUGGAACUGGAAUGAUUCGGUUCGAGCAUCAACAACUGAUUUUACAUACAGUUACAACAGUAGAUAUUGUGUUAGAGCCUCAUCGGUUUGAGAUACAUACUGCAAGCAACAAAUUGAAGGGUAGCAGUAGGAGUCGCUAUGAAAAUAAGGAUUUAAGAGGGUUUCUUCCAGGCAACAUGCCUAUUUUGUUGGGUGGUACAAUCAAUCACUUUGCCAAAGGCUUGUUAUACAAUUGGCCAUUACACCUCGUGGGUAUACCACAAACGAUAGAUUAUGAUGGGUGCAUGCGAAAGCUCACGAUCAAUGGACAUAUGAUAGAUUUCAUGCUGCCGAUUGUGGAAAAUAACGUUUUUUUCAGUAGUCAGUGGUCCAAUUCGGUUCAUAAAUCUUUUUAUUUGAUGAUAUUUGAACUUGGUAUAGUAUUCUUUUUAAUGUUAGCUAUAUUUUAUUCGGUGAAGUAUGUUCAAACUAAGUUAAAACUAUGUAAUCAGUAUUCAAUGAAUGAACUGGAAACACAAAACAUGAAAUCGUUUAUUUCCAAUUAAGACAAAUGCAUCUUAAUAACUAAUUAUUUAGUUAUUUUAUGCACUGGAGGAUAAAAAGACUAGAUGAAUUGGUCAAAAACAAAAUUGAAAACUUAUUGUGCUGCAAAAACAAUAUUAGACAGCUGGUGAAAAAUAUAUCGCGUGUGGUGAACACAUAUUGGACUUCAUGCGAUCACCUUACAUGAUGUGCCGAGUCAAGAUGUUCCAAUGUAAACAGCGUUAUUCACCUUGUGUUUUUGCGUUACAUGUAAUUCUUCAGCUUUUCAGUUUUUUAUACCGCUUAUCAGAAUACACAUAUAGACUGCGAUACUCUUUGGUUAUGCUGGUGCAAAAAAAUCAGGCCGAUAAAUAAUAAUAAAUGGGGGGGAGGCGUCCUGUGGUACAGUCGUCAACUCGAACGACUCAAUAUCAUGCCCGUCAUGGGUUCAAGCCUAGAAAGGACCGUCCCCCCCGUAUCAAGGAUAGACUAUCCGGCUGCGUGGUAAUGAAUUAAGCCUCGAAAGCCUGUAUAGGCCGGCAUGUCCGCGUAGGACGUUACGCCAAAUAGAAGAAGAAGAAGAAGAAAAAAUAAUGAAAUAGCGAUAAAUCAUAUUAUCAAUGCAGCUAAUAGUUUAAGCUAACAUUAAUGAAUAAUAACUGAAAUCGUGUAUUUUUUCUACGAGGUAAUUUUGCAAAGGAUAGGUGGCUGUAAAACUUCUAGCGGCCCUAAUGAAUCUCAUACCUACAUUUAUUUUAUAUUUAUACAUAUACAGUAACGGUUAUCUAAAGUCGGUCACCUCAUAUCUGUUUUUUACAUUAGAGUAAUUUUGAAAAGGGUAUUAUUGUUUUUCAUAACUUUAAAGUAAUGAAAUUGUUACGUUUGCGAUUAUUAAUUCCGUAACGAACGUGUCAUGAAUUUCAUGACUAUAAAUUCGCGAGGUGCGCGAUCACCUUAAACUAGAAACCGGGUACGCUGCGUGUAAAAGCGUAAUAAAUAUGCGUCACAAACACUAACACAUGGCACUCACGCGUACGUACACUUAUGUACUAAUUAUCCUAAACUAACUAAAGGAUAAACUAACACCCUAAAAUGUAUGGGCUUCCGGGGGUAUAAAAGGGACCGAACAUGGAAUAAAGAAAGCAUUCGGAUUUUGCAACUCUAAGAAA